UAUAAAACACGACAGUUUGAUCGGAGAUAGGGCGGCGUCCUGCAUGUUGCAGUGAAACAGUCACAUAUUAUUUACUGUAGUUCAACGCUCAGGAGUAGAUCUUAAUAUGAUUUUACCCUGCGUAGUUAUUUUUACAGUCACUGGAGUGCUGGCAGAACAGCAAUAUGAUGUACCAGCCAAGAAAGCUUUCUUCGACUUUCCAUUUGAGUAUUCUGGCUUGUCAACCAGUGAGGACAGGAGGCAUAUACCACUUCAGAAUUGGAAACAACACCAAAGAGAAGUUGAUAAUGAUAAACCAGCUUUUGGAAUGGAGGAAAUAGUGGCUAUAUCAAUGGGAGAAAAUGCACAGAAAACUGGCUUUGAACCCAAAGAAAGAUUUCGAAGGGCUCCUAAAACACCUGAAAUGCCAUCCUCUCCAGAAGGAAUGGCAAAACCACCGGAAGGAAUGCCAAAGCCGGAAGGAAUGCCGUCUUCUCCCGAUAGUAUGCCAAAACCACCGGAAGGAAUGUCGCCUCCUUCAGGUGAAAUGCCAAAACCACCGGAAGGAAUGUCAUCUCCACCAGAAGGAAUGCCUAAACAACCCGAAGGAAUGCCAAAACCACCGGAAGGAAUGCCGUCUCCACCAGAAGGGAUGUCAUCAGCUCCAGAAGGAAUGCCAAAACCUCCUGAAGGAAUGCCAUCACCUCCAGGCAUGGGUUGAUUACAAUGUAAUUUAAUUUAAUUCAGGUCAUACAAGAGUACAUUUUUAUUUAAAUAAAAAACUUAUAAUAGUGUUAACCAGUAAAACGUAACAUAUACAGAUGACUUUUCGUAUAAAUCUA
Molecule: messenger RNA, 821 nt
Organism: Homalodisca vitripennis (glassy-winged sharpshooter)
Lineage: Eukaryota; Metazoa; Arthropoda; Insecta; Hemiptera; Cicadellidae
Product: proline-rich protein HaeIII subfamily 1-like
Exons: 2
Coding region: 107-700 (197 amino acids)
Source: RefSeq, a predicted model, not a curated record